AUGCCGUCAUCCACGGAAAGCACCUCCUCGGACGACUUUGAAGAUGAGAUUUCAGCACCACUCCAGUCCCUAAUUUCAGAGUAUGGCCAUUUACCGUUGGCUGGGACAACCGUCACAAAAAACUCGACUUUAGAUGCAACUCCCGACACGGUGCUUGCCAUGGUCCUAGAUGCGAUUGUCAAAGCACGGCCCAUCUCACAUACCCUCACUCAGAGAACCAGUAGCCAUCUACUCGAUGAGGGGUAUCAUCAUAUCGACAUACUCGCCACCACGACAUGGGAGGAACGUGCAAAGACAUUGGAAGCAGGAGGCUACAAUCGAUAUCGGGAGCAGUGCGCAUCCUACCUGGGUUCACUUUCGGAUCUCGUGUCAAAUAAAUACGAUGGUGACUUGAACAAUUUACUGCAAUCUGCGCAUGGAGAUCGAGAAGAAGUCCGCACCUUGAUGAAGGAGUUUAAGGGGGUGGGAGACUUGGGGGUAGAAUUGUUUUUCAAUAACGUGCAAAGUAUCUGGCCAUCUAUUGCUCCGUUUCUUGAUACGCGAAGCUUACGGACGGCUGAAGAGAUUGGGAUCGGUACAGAUGUGGAUGCCAUAUAUGAGGCUCUGGGCCAGGAACCCGAGGAGAUGAGUAUCCUCGCCAAUGGCCUAUCAACUGUGCGCCUGGACAAAAAACAAGUCUAG
Messenger RNA from Penicillium verhagenii, 681 nucleotides. RefSeq lists its product as uncharacterized. Gene Ontology annotation, molecular function: catalytic activity. Gene Ontology annotation, biological process: DNA repair. The record is from RefSeq and is a predicted model, not a curated record. The coding region runs from base 1 to 681 and encodes 226 amino acids. NCBI's taxonomy places the organism in Eukaryota, Fungi, Ascomycota, Eurotiomycetes, Eurotiales, Aspergillaceae. The transcript has 2 exons.